AUGUCUUCUAUUGAUGUUUCUCCCCAUGAUGGAGCAAUGAUAAAUGCUUUCGACGAUAUCGAAUCAACUGUGUCAUCACACGAGGAGCAACCGCUGCUCCAUGCAGUCGACGAAGACGUCUGGGUUCCACCCAGGGGCUUCCUCUGGGUGCAAAUCACCAUCAUGUCGAAUGUGUUCUUGUCCGGCUUCGACGGCACCAUCACGGCCUCAACAUACGCAGUCAUCAGCUCCGAGUUCAACGCCGCCAACAAUGCCUCGUGGCUCACGACGUCGUAUCUCAUCACCAGCACCGCCUUCCAGCCUUUGUACGGUCGCUUUUCGGAUAUCUUCGGGCGGCGGGUGUCGUUCUUCACGGCCACGGUCACUUUCAUCGUCGGUUGUCUGGGAUGCGGUGUUGCGAAUGAUAUUGUCCUCCUGAAUGCCAUGCGAGCGUUGACGGGAAUUGGUGGUGGAGGACUGAUGACAAUGGCUACGAUUGUCAACUCUGACCUGAUCCCGUUCCGGCGCCGUGGUAUGUACCAAGCGCUGCAGAACGGUGUGCAUGGUUUUGGGUCUAUCUGCGGUGCAUCGUUUGGCGGCUCGAUCGUCGAUACCAUCGGCUGGAGAUGGUGUUUCCUGUUGCAGGUCCCCGUGGGAAUUCUGGCGUUGGCCACGGGACAUCUCGUUCUUCAUCUGCCCCGGCCAACCCAGUUUGCAGAGCAAGGGCAGGGUCUGCGUGCGAUUCUGAAGUACGUUGAUCUGUCUGGAGCACUGCUUCUAAUCCUCGGUCUCUCAAGUCAGCUGGUUGGUCUGAGUCUGGGUGGGAACGUACUACCCUGGACCAAUGGCUGGGUGAUUUCGUCCCUCGUGGGCAGCGUGGUAUUGUUGGCGCUUUUCAUUGUCGUAGAGGAGAAGACACCGGCUAUCCCCUUGAUGCCGUCGAAAAUGCUCCGGGGCCGCCUGCCCGUGUCAACCCAGAUUGCCAACGUUUGCGUGGGGAUGGCUGCGUAUGCCUUCCUUUUUACCCUCCCCCUGUUGUUCCAGGUGAUUCUGCUCGAUACCCCGACCAAAGCCGGCGCUCGACUGGCGAUUCCGUCCCUGGCUGCCCCCAUCGGCAGCCUGGUCUCUGGAAUCGUCAUGUCUCGCUGGGGAAAACUGGCACACCUCGUGCGUGUAGGCUGUAUCCUCAUGUGCGUUGGCAAUCUGCUGGUCAUGUCCAUCCAAUUCCAGGACGCUGCGUGGAAGUACUUUACGUACGUGAUUCCGGCGAGUCUUGGGCAGGGAAUCGUGUACCCGGGUAUCUUGUUCACAUUUCUCGCGGCGUUUGACCAUGCCGACCACGCUGUCUCCGCAUCGACCGUCUACCUGAUCCGCUCCCUCGGCACCGUUUGGGGCGUCGCUAUAACAUCUACUAUCAUCCAGAACACUUUGCGCUCAGGCCUUUCGAAGGCCUUGAGUGGAAUACCAGACAAAUGGAAAAUCAUCGACGAAGUUCGACACUCGGUCUCUGCCAUUCAUGAUCUACCCCCAGACAUUCAGAUGGCUGCCAGGCUGGCUUACUACCAAGGCAUCAGGCUGUCGUUCUUGGCCUCUGCCUGCUUCGGGUUUGUUGCCACCAUUGCUGCGCUCUUCGCCAAAGGCAAGUUCAGCAGGGCAUAG
Aspergillus clavatus NRRL 1 is the source of this 1638-nucleotide messenger RNA. Its product is annotated as MDR family MFS transporter. Gene Ontology annotation, biological process: basic amino acid transport; transmembrane transport. The record is from RefSeq and is a predicted model, not a curated record. Gene Ontology annotation, cellular component: fungal-type vacuole membrane. Gene Ontology annotation, molecular function: basic amino acid transmembrane transporter activity. The coding region runs from base 1 to 1638 and encodes 545 amino acids. The transcript is spliced from 6 exons. Lineage: Eukaryota; Fungi; Ascomycota; Eurotiomycetes; Eurotiales; Aspergillaceae.